AUGCCUUCCUCCAGAAGCGAGCUCCGAGGGCCAAGACCUCCUCCUCUGAGCGUGAACAAGGCAUCAUGGAAGGCAAAGAAACAGGCCGGCGGCGGCAGCCGAGACCGUAUCGCCGUCUUCUACGUGCACUCGCCGAAGGUGAUCCACACCAGUCCGCAAGAUUUCAUGAGCGUGGUGCAGCGCUUGACCGGAAAAUCGCCACCGUCAUCAUCGUCCUCACUCCGUGGCUCCGGCCACAGCGCCGACGAGAUCGGAGCAAGAGGAGGAGGUGCCGGUGAAGACCCCUUGCUGCUUACGCUGGGCUCAUCAUCAUCCAUGGCGUCGCCGGCCAUUUCUCCGAGUGUGUUUUUCUCUUCUCCCGACUACACAUCAGCCCUCUGUUCUAAUCGGAAGGGGUUUUAG
Molecule: messenger RNA, 402 nt
Organism: Zingiber officinale
Lineage: Eukaryota; Viridiplantae; Streptophyta; Magnoliopsida; Zingiberales; Zingiberaceae
Product: VQ motif-containing protein 20-like
Exons: 1
Coding region: 1-402 (133 amino acids)
Cellular component (GO): nucleus
Source: RefSeq, a predicted model, not a curated record